Molecule: messenger RNA, 1275 nt
Organism: Poecilia latipinna (sailfin molly)
Lineage: Eukaryota; Metazoa; Chordata; Actinopteri; Cyprinodontiformes; Poeciliidae
Gene: fabp2
Product: fatty acid binding protein 2, intestinal
Exons: 4
Coding region: 737-1135 (132 amino acids)
Molecular function (GO): lipid binding
Source: RefSeq, a predicted model, not a curated record
AGCAACAGGUUGUGUACUUUUGAGGUCAAGCAUUUAACCAGAGGUGAAUACAAGUAGUUCAGUCAGUAGUUUGAAUGAUUUUAUUACUAAGUUUUAUGUUCAAGGCAGUUGAUACAGCUGGGCAUAUUCUGACUUUCUAACAUGGGAAUCCAAAUUCUGAGCGGUUCAUUCUUUUCAUCUUGAAACGUAAGAUGAAAAGAAUGUAAAAAUGACAAUGUGUGUUUAAAUCACAUCUUUGAACCAAUCAUAUUUUUUUCUUAUUCUAACAAACAUCAAGUCCAAGUCCUGUUGCGCUUCUGUUUUAAAAUAUUUUUGAGUUGGUACAAGGAAGAGGGUUUACCAAGGUGGUUGCAAAAAAGUUUAGGAACCAGCUCCAUGGAGGGCCCAUCCUUAAAUUGUCCCUCAACAGUCAGACACAGAACAAAAAUUUACAGGCACACCUUGCCGUAAUUUUCCAUUAAUAUGUGAUAGUUUGCUGAACACACAAUGCCACCACCCUAUGUAAACACACACACAAACACACACACCCACACACACAAGUUCAGCAAGAAAGCCAAGCAUUCAAUAAUUCAUAAAGUGUUUGCUGUGGAUAAUGCCUUGAAAAAAACUGAGCUUUAAACGGCCACAUCGUCACGCAGACCACGAGAUAAGAGCGUACGCAGCUUAAAAGGAGCGCCGCACUCGCAGUGGGACGCUCCUUUCUGCACAGUGGUCCAGCUCGCCUCACGCAGUCAACAUGACCUUCAACGGCACCUGGAAGGUUGAUCGCAAUGAAAACUACGAGAAGUUCAUGGAAAAAAUGGGAGUAAACAUGGUGAAGAGGAAGCUGGCCUCUCAUGACAACCUGAAGAUCACCAUCGAACAGACUGGAGACAACUUUCAUGUGAAGGAGAGCAGCACUUUCCGCAACAUUGAAAUAAACUUCACCCUGGGAGUCAACUUUGAGUACAGCCUGGCAGAUGGAACUGAACUAUCGGGUGCCUGGACCAUGGAGGGCGACACGCUAAAGGGGGUUUUCACCAGGAAGGACAACGGAAAACAGCUGACAACAGUCAGAACCAUCCAAGGAGAUGAACUCGUUCAGAGCUUCAGCUACGAAGGUGUGGACGGAAAGAGGAUUUUCAAGAGGAGUUAGACCCCGACUUCUUUACUAAACAAAGUGAAUUAUGAAAUUAUGUACAGUAUUGUGUUGAACUGUCACAUACAUCAACAUCCAAAAGUGCCAGAUUUGUGAUGCAUUUUUAUACCUGCAUUAAUAAAAUUAGAACAGCCGGU